Molecule: messenger RNA, 503 nt
Organism: Diaporthe citri
Lineage: Eukaryota; Fungi; Ascomycota; Sordariomycetes; Diaporthales; Diaporthaceae
Exons: 3
Source: RefSeq, a predicted model, not a curated record
AUGCUGACACCCACGAUCCUCAAUGUUGUCCUUCCAUUCUACGCGGUCGGCCACACUCCUGCCGUAACCUUAACGCGAAACGUGCCUCAGGGUGUCGACGCCGACAUUCUGCUACUUGGAUCGGGAGAUAUCCGACACAUAUUAUAUACAGCGUACCAUGAGAAGGGCCUGCCGACCAGAAAACUCGAUAUCACCUCGUGUGAUCUAGAGGAUGCAAUAAUUGCUCGGAAAGUCCUCUUCCUCACGUUUCUGGUCACUCGGGGCAUGGAAGCAGAGCCGCAGCUCUUCUGGAACGUGUAUUAUCACCUUUUCCUGGAUGAGGAGUCAGCUCAAGUUCUCCAGUCGCACCUUGUUCGCCUGGUGGCCGCUUCGAGUUCGCCCAAGGACUGGAGGGAAAGCGAAUUCGGUGGGAAUUUCCGCUUUGGCACUGUCUCCACUCUUUCCUCUGUUCGCCGUAUUUGGCACGCUUACCUCGAAUCUCUGCGGAGGACGGACCAUGAUCA